Molecule: messenger RNA, 703 nt
Organism: Daphnia carinata
Lineage: Eukaryota; Metazoa; Arthropoda; Branchiopoda; Diplostraca; Daphniidae
Product: lazarillo protein-like
Exons: 5
Coding region: 52-630 (192 amino acids)
Molecular function (GO): pigment binding
Source: RefSeq, a predicted model, not a curated record
AUCGAAGGAAGCAGUGAAGAAGCUAUUACAAUCUCUUUCUCGAUCCCGACAAUGUUAAACCAUUUGAAAUUUUUUUGUUCUUUAUUGAUAAUGAUGUCUUGCUAUCGACCGGUGGCGCAUGGACAAGUUUACGCACUGGGUUCUUGUCCCAAUCUCAACGUCGUCUCCGACUUCAAAAUCGAUCAGUAUUUGGGUAAAUGGUACAGCAACCGCAGCUAUUUCCCAUUUUCCCAGUCUGGAUUGGAAUGUAUAACAGCCGAAUACGUAAAAAAUGGAGCAAAGAUAACCAUGAAAAAUGUCGGAAUUAAAAAAAUAACGAGAACGAGAUCGACGACGUCAGGUACUCUACGCCACGUACAGCCUCCCAACGGCAAACUAAGCGUGUCAUUUUUCGGCGAUCCUACACAAGGGAACGCGAAUUAUUGGGUGCUGGACACGGAUUACACUUCGUAUUCUGUUGUAUGGAGCUGCAUGCACUUUGGAAUUGAGCCCAUCAAUACACGAAUUGUGUGGAUCCUAACUCGCGAGCAGCAUCCCUCAAACGCUACAGUGAACGCUGCAUUGACGGUACUUAGGAAAAAUGGGAUCGAUCAAAGUAAAUUGCGGUUGACGAAUCAACAGGACUGCUAGCCGUGCAACUGAAACUCAUUUGGUACAAUCUUGGUGGGAUGGGGUGUUCAAAUUGGUAAAAGAAAACGUUUUA